Chelonoidis abingdonii (Abingdon island giant tortoise) is the source of this 2628-nucleotide messenger RNA. It is a transcript of the gene FZD1, whose product is annotated as frizzled class receptor 1. The record is from RefSeq and is a predicted model, not a curated record. Gene Ontology annotation, molecular function: Wnt receptor activity; Wnt-protein binding. Gene Ontology annotation, cellular component: plasma membrane. Lineage: Eukaryota; Metazoa; Chordata; Testudines; Testudinidae. Gene Ontology annotation, biological process: canonical Wnt signaling pathway; non-canonical Wnt signaling pathway.
AUGGCUGAGCAGCGGGCACCCCCGGGGGCGGCCGGGCACGGCCGGGAAGUUCGCGGCGGGGGGACGGCGGCGGGCGGCAGGAAGAGGAGCAGCAGCAGCCGCCCCAGCUGGUGUCUCCGGCUCCUGCUGCUGCUGUGGGCGGAGGCUCCGGUGCUGCCCGCCCGGGGCCAGCCCCAGCAGUACAACGGCGAGCGGGGCAUCUCCAUCCCGGACCACGGCUAUUGCCAGCCCAUCUCCAUCCCGCUGUGCACGGACAUCGCCUACAACCAGACCAUCAUGCCCAACCUGCUGGGCCACACCAACCAGGAGGACGCGGGGCUGGAGGUGCACCAGUUCUACCCGCUCGUCAAGGUGCAGUGCUCGGCCGAGCUCAAGUUCUUCCUGUGCUCCAUGUACGCGCCCGUGUGCACGGUGCUGGAGCAGGCGCUGCCGCCCUGCCGCUCCCUGUGCGAGCGGGCGCGCCUGGGCUGCGAGGCGCUCAUGAACAAGUUCGGCUUCCAGUGGCCCGACACGCUGCGCUGCGAGAAGUUCCCGGUGCACGGCGCGGGCGAGCUGUGCGUGGGGCAGAACACGUCCGAGCGGGGCACCCCCACGCCCUCGCUGCUGCCCGAGCUCUGGACCAGCAACCCUCAGCAGCGCGGCGCGGGGCCGGCGGGCGGCGAGCGGGGCGGCCGCUUCGCCUGCCCGCGGGCGCUCAAGGUGCCCUCCUACCUGAACUACCGCUUCCUCGGGGAGAAGGACUGCGGCGCCCCCUGCGAGCCCGGCCGCCUCUACGGGCUCAUGUACUUCGGGCCCGAGGAGCUGCGCUUCUCCCGCACCUGGAUCGGCAUCUGGUCGGUGCUGUGCUGCGCCUCCACCCUCUUCACCGUGCUCACCUACCUGGUGGACAUGAAGCGCUUCAGUUACCCGGAGCGGCCCAUCAUCUUCCUGUCGGGCUGCUACACCGCCGUGGCCGUGGCCUACAUCGCCGGCUUCCUGCUGGAGGAGCGGGUGGUCUGCAACGAGCGCUUCGCCGAGGACGGCGCCCGCACGGUGGCGCAGGGCACCAAGCGGGAGGGCUGCACCAUCCUCUUCAUGAUGCUCUACUUCUUCGGCAUGGCCAGCUCCAUUUGGUGGGUCAUCCUCUCCCUCACGUGGUUCCUGGCCGCCGGCAUGAAGUGGGGCCACGAGGCCAUCGAGGCCAACUCGCAGUACUUCCACCUGGCCGCCUGGGCCGUGCCCGCCAUCAAGACCAUCACCAUCCUGGCCCUGGGGCAGGUAGACGGCGACGUGCUCAGUGGCGUCUGCUUCGUGGGCAUCAACAACGUGGACGCCCUGCGGGGCUUCGUGCUGGCCCCCUUGUUCGUGUACCUGUUCAUUGGCACUUCCUUCCUGCUGGCCGGCUUCGUCUCCCUCUUCAGGAUCAGGACCAUCAUGAAGCACGAUGGCACCAAGACAGAGAAGCUGGAGAAGCUGAUGGUGAGGAUAGGGGUCUUCAGUGUCCUCUACACGGUGCCUGCCACUAUAGUCAUUGCCUGCUAUUUUUACGAGCAAGCCUUUAGGGAACAGUGGGAAAGAAGCUGGGUCGCCCAGAGCUGUAAGAGCUAUGCCAUCCCCUGCCCCAAUAACCACAGCAGCCACCACCAUCCACCCAUGAGCCCUGACUUCACUGUCUUCAUGAUCAAAUAUCUCAUGACCUUAAUCGUGGGCAUCACCUCAGGCUUCUGGAUCUGGUCGGGGAAAACACUCAAUUCCUGGAGGAAGUUCUAUACCAGGCUUACCAACAGCAAGCAAGGGGAAACCACAGUAUGAAACCCAACCCAGCCAGGCCAAGGGACACCCACCAUCCCAACCAGAGAGGGUGGGUGAGGGACCAAACUCCACUGUGUGCCCACAAUCCCAAUCAGGGAGGGGGGGAGAGGCUGCUGCACAUCCACUCUUGGCAAACUUUCCAGACUGCUAGCCAUUUCUCCAGCCUGCAGGGAAGUGAGAGAAAUGAGGCGGGUGAGGAAACUCCUGAGAUGGAACAGUGUUUGCCUGCUGUGGGGAGUGAACAUUAUGUGUGACUGGGGGAAAGGGUUGUAAAUAGCCUCUGUAAGAUUUUGUAAGUAUAUUUGUAUUUGUAAAUUACAAAGAUCUCUGACCUUUUUUAUUUUUAGGACAUUUUAACUCAUUUGCAGAUUUUCCCCACUGUUUUUAACAGGCAUUGGAUUUUAUUUUUCAUUUUAGUACAGGAAGGGAAAAUAAAAGCAACCAAAACAAACCACUCUUUUCAUCCCAGCACAGGUUUUGUAAUGGUUUUGCUUGGAGUUCAGUUGGAUGAACAGCAUGGCCUGGAUUGAGGCUGCUGUAAUGCCCUAAGGUUCCUCCUGACACAGGUUGGGUCCUGAUCCCAGCAAGCCUACAAGAUAGGUGGGAAUGGGGAGGGGCACAGACACCUGACUUGAUCCCUUCCCCAUAUACCUGAUGGAUAACAGGGGAGUCUUGCUGUCUGCAUCCUGAGGGGAUGGAGGAGCCGGCAGCAUUACCUCACUUCUGUGCACUCCGCCAUGGAUGGUGGAGGGGAAGAUGGUCUGACCACUGCUGUUCAAUACUAGACAUGUCUAGUCUGUGCCAUAUAUACCCAGGGAGAUCUUAUUCCUGCUACCU